AUGGAGCCCCAAAUAACAUCAAAUACGUUCUGCUCGUAUACCGCGUCCCACGCGGACGCAUCCACAACGGUCUUCUUCAUAUCCGGGAACCCCGGCUUAAUUGGGUACUACCACCCAUUCCUGUCUUUGCUGGGAGAAUAUCUAGCGAAUGGAUCCUCACAAGAUCAGUCAAGCAAGAAAGACUCGUCUAUUCAGAUCUAUGGAUGCAGUCUUGGUGGAUUUGAGGUUGCUUGUGACGCGACGCCGUCAACCAAGGACUCUCGAGGUGGGAGGGCCAGGUUAUAUGAUCUGGAAGAUCAAAUUGUAUUUGUUCAUGAUAAGCUGAAUGCUCUCAUGAGUCGGAAUGUCGCUACCAUGGAUGAUGCAUCAGAGUCUUCAGCGAAGCGGAAGGUCAUUCUUAUGGGCCAUUCCGUGGGCGCGUACAUCGCGAUGGAAGUUCUGCGGCGACACAGAGAAGCAAUUCCCGAGUCUAGACCUGAAAACAAAUAUACCGUGGACUUUGACAUUAUCGGUGGCGUGAUGCUGUUCCCAACGGUGAAAGAUAUUGCGCAUUCGCCGUCGGGACAGAAAUUGACGACUAUGUUAUCAUUUUUGCCACAUCUCGCGUUGGUCGUGGGCUUCCUCGCUCGCAUACUCACCACCAUCCUCCCAGCCACAGCAUUAAGAUCUCUGGUCAAACUAGUUAUGCAUAACCCGCCAACGCACGCCCUCGAUACUACGACUGCGUUCUUGAAGAGUCGCGGUGGUCUACAGCAAGCCUUACACAUGGCCGCGGAUGAAAUGCGAACAAUCACAUCCGACAAAUGGACGGAUGAUGUCUGGGGUGUUGCGCAUGCAAGGGAACCGCUUACGAGGUUGUUUUUCUACUUUGGUCGGAACGAUCAUUGGGUUGCGGAGAAGACGAGGGAUGAGAUUGUUGCGGUGAGGGGGUGUAAGGAUCGAGAUCAAGAUCAGGAUCGGGAUGGGGAUGGAGAGGGUAAUAGCGGGUUGGGGCCGAAGAUGUUUGUUUGUGAAGAGGGAUUGCCGCACGCAUUUUGUUUGAAGCACAGUGAUGUUAUGGCGAGGAAGGUUGCGGAUAUGAUUCGGGAUAUUGAAAAGGUUUGA
Messenger RNA from Penicillium daleae, 1104 nucleotides. RefSeq names its product bifunctional triacylglycerol lipase/ester hydrolase. The record is from RefSeq and is a predicted model, not a curated record. The transcript is spliced from 4 exons. The coding region runs from base 1 to 1104 and encodes 367 amino acids. Gene Ontology annotation, cellular component: lipid droplet. NCBI's taxonomy places the organism in Eukaryota, Fungi, Ascomycota, Eurotiomycetes, Eurotiales, Aspergillaceae. Gene Ontology annotation, biological process: lipid storage. Gene Ontology annotation, molecular function: lipase activity.